UCGAACCAACGUUUUGUGCCCCGAAAGUCCUGCACGUUAUAAUAAUUAUUACACGAAAACCGCAGUUAUCAACCUAUUUUAUGUGGACUUUUAUAUUCCUGUUAAUGAUCUUUCCAACUUUUGCCAAGCGCAUGGGUUUCCCACGCGUUUUAGGGCCCAAAGGGCACAAUUCCGAUCGAAAGACUUGCUGCACCCGUAGUGGGUUUUGAAGCCGAUACGAUGGGGUCUUUUUGUUACAGCGUUCAAGCAUUGUUCUGUUUGCGGCCUUCAGCCAUGGUUUCGCGCCAACUUCGCGGUUAGCAGUUAGCUCUUAACAUGGCAACGCUUGUAACUCCAGGUGGACUUAUCCUACAUGUACAUGUACUUCCUUGUGGGGUGUGACAACGAAGGAUACAGGUACCCAUUAUUUAUUGAAUAUCCCAAUAGGAAACACGUCAAACACUGAUGCGCUGCGCGCGUGUCGAUGAGUAAACUCGUGGAAACUGGUCAAAGAUUGCUUGAGAACUUUUGUUCAGAUUGCUGAUUAUGUUGACUGUGACGAUUGGAACGAGCGACGUCGUGCUUAAACCUUUGCCACAGGGCCGGGUACCCCACAAAAGCCUAAUUCAUCGGACACAACCCAUCCUGUGAAGAUGUUGCGUCUGUGGAGUGUCGGAUGUGCAAUUUAUAUAUGCAUCCUGGUGACAAACCUCAAGCGAGUCGCCUCCACUGGCGACCUGCGGAUUUUCAGCGAUAGACACUGUGACUGUUUACAUGCUGAGUAUUCGUGGAGGAACAACACGACUGUGUUACUGGAGAGCUACACGGGGGAUGAUGAGGGCGGUUCGGGCCGGAUCGUCUCCCGUGUGUCGUUGAUGAAGACGGGGCAUUGGAAGCGAUCGCGACAGGAUCCUGUAACAUUGUCGGUUUUAGAAAUUCCGUCCAAGGAUAUUCACGACUUAGUCAUCGAUGGAAUCUCCGAGUUGGUCACUUCAUCUGCCCAAUACAUGUCUCGGACCGUUGGCAAGUCUGGCAUUCCAAGCCUGGCCGACCUCGUUCCCAUGUACGACGCCAUGUUUGAGAAGCUGCACCGUAGCACACGCGGCUGGCCUUUCACACAGGCCCGAUGGGCCACCUUUUACCACUUCUCCGUCAUCCACGCCGCGGAGCGAAUCCGCGGGGGCGUUCCCGCACAGGACGCCUGCCCGCCUUACCGGGGGUACGCCACAGGCAAAACCGGGGGACUGUUCGUCUGUCGGCAGGAAUACGAGGGUUUCUUCCUCAGCAAACAGGUUGUAGACGAGAAGCAGCUGAUGAUGAAAAUCUACGGACAAGCGGAGCAGAGCAACUUUGAGGAUGUGGUGGAGGCUCUGGCGAGAUUGAACGCGUGCGGCUCCUUUGAUUGUGAUGUGCCGGGCUGUGCAAGCUAUCGGUACGACUUCGGAUGGCACAUCCUCGGCAGUGAUUCAGGUUGCUGCGGCGACUACCCGCGGUGUUGCGACUUUGCAGCUCCUUUUUGCUUCUUCCAUGACAUUCUGUGCGAGUGCUGUUCGUAUUUCGUCUGCCCUGAACCAUACUGCAAACCCGCCCCUAGUUGUACAAACACAACCGUUGUCUAAACUAGCAGGACAUCCGAGAAACAGGGGAAAAUUGUCAAUUAAAUAACAAAUAGAAGAUGGGGCAGAGACGUAUCAUCAGUCAUUUUAAACGGCAUGAUAGUCUUUCAGCGGUGACGUAUUGACACUGUGAGCAUACAAAGUCUAGCUGCAUGCCGGCAGGCUGAACAGUUUUGUACUCGCCCCUGCAACUUUCAAUAUAACUAUUUAUGUUUCCGUUGCUCAAUUUCAUCUUGUGCCCCAUGCACUUCAGGCGUGUUAAGUUUAUGUAUUUCAUUAUAAUUUCAAGGUUUUUGUCCACCAUUUUGAUAUGUACAUUAACUUUAAAAUGUAUUAAUAUUGUCGUAGACACUUUGUUAUCCAUGUUUCUCGUGUAUAGGUUGACUAUAGAGUUUGUGUGUGCUUUUUGUUACCGGUAUAGUAGUUGCAUAGAUCCAAAGUUGUGUUUAAAUCAAAUUUCAAUUUUUGUAGAUUGUUGGAUUGUUUUUACUACUGUUUGGCGAGAUAACUUUUUAGUCAGUCACUUAAAGUACAAUGUAUUUGGAAACUGUGAGGUUUUCUCCGCAUGGGGGAGGGGGUGCCGAAGGACCCGAGCGAGGAUAAUGCUGCAUUAAUUGAUUUUUAAAAAUAAAACUCUGUAUAAAUUAGGUACCUAAAAUAAAUGUACACAAUGACAACAUUA
Molecule: messenger RNA, 2277 nt
Organism: Patiria miniata (bat star)
Lineage: Eukaryota; Metazoa; Echinodermata; Asteroidea; Valvatida; Asterinidae
Exons: 3
Coding region: 633-1598 (321 amino acids)
Source: RefSeq, a predicted model, not a curated record